Messenger RNA from Thermochaetoides thermophila DSM 1495, 2817 nucleotides. RefSeq lists its product as uncharacterized. The record is from RefSeq and is a predicted model, not a curated record. Bases 1 to 2817 code for a protein of 938 amino acids. Lineage: Eukaryota; Fungi; Ascomycota; Sordariomycetes; Sordariales; Chaetomiaceae. The transcript has a single exon.
AUGGCUUCUCCUUUCAACCCAAACAACAGGCCGGCCAACCCGGUCAGCCUGAUCAACCCUGCCAACGUAGGCGAGGAUGGCAACCCUCUGCCCAGCAUCGCCUCUCUUAACCUCAAUGGAUUCAUCCCCGACGAGCAAGCCAGGCUUGCUGCGGCCCGUGCUUCUCGCCAAAGGGCCACUUAUGAGGAGAUUGCGGCCAGGAGUAUCAAUCCCGAUGUCCAAUCUUUCAUCGAGCACAUAAACAAGAACCCCACCCACUCGUUUAAACGCAAGAAGAUCGGCAUCGAUGCUCUGAAGAAGAUCUUUGAGGAAGAGGAGGAGGAGAAGGAGGAGGAGGAGGAGGAGGAGGAGGAGGAGGAAGAUAGUGAGGACGAACGUCAGGCACUUGCCCGCCGCCUUCAGAAAGAAGAGGAAAAGAAGCGUUGCGAGGAAGAGGAGUUCCAGCGGGAGUGGAAUGCUCUCAUGAAGGUAUCCAAGGUGCAGGAAGUCGAUCCUGAACUUGUGGCCCGAUUCCAGCAUAUCGCUCGAGUACGCAUUCAAAUGAUGAGGAGGGCUACCGAGGAGUGGGAUAAGUUGCAUGUCCAGCCCAAACCAAAGCGCAUCAACAUCCUACGUCGUCUCUGCCGCAUCCCAGAGCUGGUCGUAGAGGUGGGCAAACACCUCCGCCCAGUCGAUCUUGUGAACCUCUACAGCGUCUCCCGCGACUUUCACGAUACUCUUAACAACCAGAUGCGUAGCUUCGUCCUCGCCUGGGCAAGCCAUAUGGCUCCCAUCGGGUCCCACAUUUAUUCCAGCCCUAUGUACUACAAAUACUUUACCAAGGAUCCGGCUGGCAAUCUUGUGACUGAGCUGGAUAAGGAGGCAAUGAAGCCCAAGCCAGGUCAGCCAUCGUUGCCCGACAUGUGGCCCUUCAACCGAGAUGGCGUAGUCCGCAAGAUCCCCGGCCUGCAGUGGCUGCAAAUGGUUGUCAAUAGGGAGAUCCGUGUGCGCGAUAUCCUAGCUGUGCUGGCCAGGAAUGGUCAUCGCAUGCCCAAGGGCUCUCAUCUCACCCUUCACAAGCUCUGGGUUAUCAUGGACAUUGCAACUAGCGAGACCCGGGUCAACCUUCUCAAGGACCAGGAGUUCUUCACCGACGAGGAUCUCUACAUUGCCCAGCAAUUCAUGGUCAAGCUUGUCUUGCACUUCAACAGCCCAUACUGCGGUCCCCAGACCACGCGACUCAUGCGCUUGAUGAUGGGCCAGCCCAGUCUAUCUGUCCUGUGGGCUCUGCUCCGCCGCAAGAAGUAUACAACGCGCGAGGAGAUCCGCGCGCUCAAGCUUCGGUACGACGUUCCCCCGGAGUCCGUUCACGCGAACAUGAGGCUCUGCGGCGUCCCCAUCGAAGAGAUGGGAAUCAUGCACUUGGAAGGCUGGGGCGCCGGCGACGGUCACCUUCUGCGUCCAGACGAGCUGAUCCCUCUUGAAGCGAUGAGGCGAAUGCUCCCCCUGCACCAGUACAUCGACGACAUGAUGAUCUACGGCCACAUUAACCUCGAGACGGGCGACCCUGAGGUCCCUUCGGUGGAGGAGAUGUACAUGAGCGACGACGAGCUCGGACCGAUGUAUAAGUGCUGGGAGCCCAUGCACAACACACCUAUCAACGGCGGCUGUGGCAACGUACCAUUCGAGUGGAAGAACUGGCAGCCUAAGCAUGCCAGGAAAGCGCGCUGGGACGAGCUCACUGAGGAGGAGAGACAAAUGAUCAUCGACGACGACAAGCGCGAGAUGAAAGCCUGCAGGGACAUUGAGGGAGCCCAGCAUGAGUUCGAGCGGGUCCGCGACAAGCUCCUGCGCCAAGUGCUGGCAUGUCGUACCCACAAGCGGCACAUGAAGAGCAAGACGUUCAGGGUGUACGAGAUCGCCCUCGAAGACAUGGCCCAGGAGCUGAUCGCCGUCCAAGUGGCCGCUACCACCAGCAACAAUCCGGACGCCAUGGACAUCGACAGCAAGCCGGUCAUCACCACCGUCACGAGCCCCAACGACAUCUCCGACUCCGAGAUCGAUAAAGACCUCACCCUGGAGCCCAUCCCACAGAACGACCCUGUAGCCUUCUGGAGACGUCGCAGCACGACCCGCCGGUACUACGACUACAGCCAGUGGGACGACGAUUUUGAGGAGUCGUUGUCCUCGUCGUCGGCCAGCGAGGACGAUGAGGACAGCUUCCGCAAGAAGUACAAGAAGCUGCUCGACGAGAUGUCCGAGAAACUGAAGCAAAAGAUGCCUGCUCACGUCACGACCUUCAGCAUCGGGUGUAUUCCGGCCAUCAAGCAUUCCAAACGCCCUGCCCAAGGACCAAGUAGGUCUACGGCCAUCACGGACGAGGAGCUCCUCGCUCAGGCGGACCAGGAGUACGCAGAUGAGGAAUUAGAUUUAGAUAGCGAUGGCCUCUGCGAGAACGGCCUUGCGACUCCGUUCGACUGGGAUGACUAUGUCAGUCAUCCCGAGAAAUAUUUGGCUGGCGAGGCGGAUCUGGACGAGGAGAAAGAAGAGGAGUAUGAGGGUGAUGAGGAAUUGGAGGGCGAUGAGGAGUGGGAGGGGGAUGAGGAGUGGGAGGGUAAUGAGAUGGAGAAUGAUUUUGAGAGCGAUGGCGCCGGUAACUUUUCAGAUGAGGAUGAGUUUGGGGAAGAGGAAGAAUGGCAGGACGAAGGCGAGGAAGACGAACAGCAUGUCACUGCUGCUCAUAUUGAGAUUGAGCAUGACGUGGCCAUGUACUUCGCCGCGGAGGAAGCUGAAGACCAGGAAAGUGAGCGGAUGAUGAACUGGUAUCGGCCUUUCUGA